AUGGAUUAGCAAGCGAUGACUAAUGCCCUUGGAAAUUUAAGUAUAAUAUUAUGUUUCUAUUAAAAAGAGCGGCAGAGUGAGAAUCGUUAGCAAUAGAAACAAUAAGCUAAUAUACCAGAUUAACAAACUGAGAGUAAUAUUUAUAAUGAUGAUUUUGAUGGCGAUGGUGAUGAUGCUAUUCUUAAUGUUAUAAAAAGUAAUGGGUUAACUUUUGUUUAGCUGCCCAGGAAUCAAAAUCUAAACCAUAACCAUAAUCAUAAUAGUAAAAAAGACCUGAAUCUUCUAAUAAAAGAAUUGCCUCUAUGCCUAAGAAGAAACCUUAUUAAUUUAAUAAAUUGAAUGAUGGAGAGAAAGAGAAAUUAUUCUUAGAUGUUUAUGAUGAGAAUAUAAAAUUAAAAGAAAAUUAAGUAAAAUUUGAAAAAAUGUAUGUGACUAUGGAAGUUAAAUUAUAAUAAAUGUAAAAAUUUAUGGGAAAUAAAACUGUUGGUGCAGGAGAAACUAGUGAAUCUAACAAUUAAUUAGUAUCAAAAGUAAAUAAUUUGGAAACUGAAAAUGAAAAAUUAAAAUAAAAAAUAUAAGCUAUUUCUUAAGCAUAAAGAGUUGUUGUUGCACAUUAACCUAUGAAAAAAAAGAAAUUAGUAUAAGCAGAUAGACCAGAUAUUGAAUAAACUGGAAUAAGAGGAGGUUAAUUUGUAGAUUAAUAAAAUCAAAUAAAACAAUUGUUAGAUUUAAAUGAUAAAUUAAAGAAAAGAUUACUUGAAUAAGAAGCAUAAUUUAGAUAACUUUAAGCAAUGAUGAAUUCUAAAAUUGUUAAUCAAUAGGAAUUAAGUUAAAAAAAUGCUUAAUUUGUAACACUUUAAGAAAGAUGUAAUAAAUUAGAAUCUAAUUUAAAUGGUAUGAGAACAUAAUUAGAUGAUGAACGUAAAAGAUAGAGUGAAAUUAUGAUGCUCUUAAGAGAAGAAAAAGAAAAGAAUCAUUUAUUAGAAGGAUAAGUUAGAUCUAUGGAAUUAGCAUAAAAAAGUGUUGUUGAUUUAUAAGCAGAUUUAUAAGAAGCAAGAAGAUAAAAGAAGGAGAUUGAAGAAAGAUUAGCAAUUUUAAUGGAAUCACCAUUUUUUAAGGAAUAUAAUGAAAGAGCUACUAUAUAAGCUAAAAUGAAAGCUAUGGAAUAAGAAUAAAUAAGGAAUACUACAGAUUUAAAGAAUUUAAGAGAAACUAAUGCUAAGUUAGAAACAGAAAAUAGAUUGAAAAGAGAAGAUAUUGAAAAUCUUAAAAAAGAAUUAAAAUUAUUAUAAGAGAGAAAUUAAGAAUUAAAUAUAAAGAUGGCAGAAAAAGAUUAAUAAUUACUUCCAUUUAAAGAUUUAAAUUAUUGGGAUAAUGAUUAAUUUUUAAAAGUGUUAGGUAAUUUAAAAUGGACUGGAGAAGAUCCUGCAUGGAGAAAAAUAGAAUUUAUAGAUCGUACUUAUAUGGAUUCUGAUGAUCCUGUUUAUUUAAGAAAAGAGAUUGAACAUUUAAAACUUGAAAAAGGAGAAUUGGCUGCACAUUUAGAGAAAACAUAAACUUUACUUAAGAAUUAAUAAGAUAUAUAAAUGGAAAAAGAUAAAAUGCAUUAGACAUAAAUAGAAUAAUUAAAAUUGGAAUUAAAGGUUGCAAAUGAGAAAGCAUAUGAAUAUGCAAAAAUAGCUGAUCUUAAAACUUAAGCAAGAUAAUAAUAAACAUUGUAUGAAGCUGAAGGAAUCAAAUAUGAUGAUUCUAUAUCUGUAUUNAUGGAAGUUAAAUUAUAAUAAAUGUAAAAAUUUAUGGGAAAUAAAACUGUUGGUGCAGGAGAAACUAGUGAAUCUAACAAUUAAUUAGUAUCAAAAGUAAAUAAUUUGGAAACUGAAAAUGAAAAAUUAAAAUAAAAAAUAUAAGCUAUUUCUUAAGCAUAAAGAGUUGUUGUUGCACAUUAACCUAUGAAAAAAAAGAAAUUAGUAUAAGCAGAUAGACCAGAUAUUGAAUAAACUGGAAUAAGAGGAGGUUAAUUUGUAGAUUAAUAAAAUCAAAUAAAAUAAUUGUUAGAUUUAAAUGAUAAAUUAAAGAAAAGAUUACUUGAAUAAGAAGCAUAAUUUAGAUAACUUUAAGCAAUGAUGAAUUCUAAAAUUGUUAAUCAAUAGGAAUUAAGUUAAAAAAAUGCUUAAUUUGUAACACUUUAAGAAAGAUGUAAUAAAUUAGAAUCUAAUUUAAAUGGUAUGAGAACAUAAUUAGAUGAUGAACGUAAAAGAUAGAGUGAAAUUAUGAUGCUCUUAAGAGAAGAAAAAGAAAAGAAUCAUUUAUUAGAAGGAUAAGUUAGAUCUAUGGAAUUAGCAUAAAAAAGUGUUGUUGAUUUAUAAGCAGAUUUAUAAGAAGCAAGAAGAUAAAAGAAGGAGAUUGAAGAAAGAUUAGCAAUUUUAAUGGAAUCACCAUUUUUUAAAGAAUAUAAUGAAAGAGCUACUAUAUAAGCUAAAAUGAAAGCUAUGGAAUAAGAAUAAAUAAGGAAUGCUACAGAUUUAAAGAAUUUAAGAGAAACUAAUGCUAAGUUAGAAACAGAAAAUAGAUUGAAAAGAGAAGAUAUUGAAAAUCUUAAAAAAGAAUUAAAAUUAUUAUAAGAGAGAAAUUAAGAAUUAAAUAUAAAGAUGGCAGAAAAAGAUUAAUAAUUACUUCCAUUUAAAGAUUUAAAUUAUUGGGAUAAUGAUUAAUUUUUAAAAGUGUUAGGUAAUUUAAAAUGGACUGGAGAAGAUCCUGCAUGGAGAAAAAUAGAAUUUAUAGAUCGUACUUAUAUGGAUUCUGAUGAUCCUGUUUAUUUGAGAAAAGAGAUUGAACAUUUAAAACUUGAAAAAGGAGAAUUGGCUGCACAUUUAGAAAAAACAUAAACUUUACUUAAGAAUUAAUAAGAUAUAUAAAUGGAAAAAGAUAAAAUGCAUUAGACAUAAAUAGAAUAAUUAAAAUUGGAAUUAAAGGUUGCAAAUGAGAAAGCAUAUGAAUAUGCAAAAAUAGCUGAUCUUAAAACUUAAGCAAGAUAAUAAUAAACAUUGUAUGAAGCUGAAGGAAUCAAAUAUGAUGAUUCUAUAUCUGUAUUCUCAGUUGACAAAGAUGAAAUGUUAUCUCCAGGAGAGAAUUUCUUUGAUUUAUGGAUUGGCAAAGGAGAAUAUUAACCUGCUGAAUUAGUAUCUUCAUAUAAGACUUCUACUCAAUUAAAUUUGGAUCUUGGAAGUCUAUUGACAUUUGUUACAAUUGAUUUCUAUGAUCAUGAAACAUAACAUACAAGUGUAUCAGAAGGAACAUCAUGUUUUUAUAAUUUAUAAAUAAGUUUUAAAGUUGAUGCUGAUGCUAACUUUAUUUAAUAUCUUGAAAGCAAUUAUUUAAAAUUAGAACUUUAUGUUAGUUAAGGUAGUGAACCUACAAAAAUUGGAUCAGGAUUAAUUUAAUUGAAAGAUUUAGUUUAUGAGAAUAAAAAUGAUACAAUUAGUAAAGUUAUUAGUGGAUCUCUUACUUUUCAUGGAAUCAAUAAUUAAAUGAUAGGAAUAGUUGAAUUUAAAGCAAGAAUGAGAUUUCCAAUUUCAAAUUUUAUACGUUUAUUAAAAGAAAGAAACUAAUUAUAGAUGUAAGAAUUUGAUGAUGCUGAAGAAAUAGUUGCAGUAAGAAAAAGAAAACUUGUAAUAUGUAUUGAAAAAGGUACAUCUCUUCCUUCUAAAUCUAAUUGUUUNUGGAAUUAGCAUAAAAAAGUGUUGUUGAUUUAUAAGCAGAUUUAUAAGAAGCAAGAAGAUAAAAGAAGGAGAUUGAAGAAAGAUUAGCAAUUUUAAUGGAAUCACCAUUUUUUAAGGAAUAUAAUGAAAGAGCUACUAUAUAAGCUAAAAUGAAAGCUAUGGAAUAAGAAUAAAUAAGGAAUACUACAGAUUUAAAGAAUUUAAGAGAAACUAAUGCUAAGUUAGAAACAGAAAAUAGAUUGAAAAGAGAAGAUAUUGAAAAUCUUAAAAAAGAAUUAAAAUUAUUAUAAGAGAGAAAUUAAGAAUUAAAUAUAAAGAUGGCAGAAAAAGAUUAGUAAUUACUUCCAUUUAAAGAUUUAAAUUAUUGGGAUAAUGAUUAAUUUUUAAAAGUGUUAGGUAAUCUAAAAUGGACUGGAGAAGAUCCUGCAUGGAGAAAAAUAGAAUUUAUAGAUCGUACUUAUAUGGAUUCUGAUGAUCCUGUUUAUUUGAGAAAAGAGAUUGAACAUUUAAAACUUGAAAAAGGAGAAUUGGCUGCACAUUUAGAAAAAACAUAAACUUUACUUAAGAAUUAAUAAGAUAUAUAAAUGGAAAAAGAUAAAAUGCAUUAGACAUAAAUAGAAUAAUUAAAAUUGGAAUUAAAGGUUGCAAAUGAGAAAGCAUAUGAAUAUGCAAAAAUAGCUGAUCUUAAAACUUAAGCAAGAUAAUAAUAAACAUUGUAUGAAGCUGAAGGAAUCAAAUAUGAUGAUUCUAUAUCUGUAUUCUCAGUUGACAAAGAUGAAAUGUUAUCUCCAGGAGAGAAUUUCUUUGAUUUAUGGAUUGGUAAAGGAGAAUAUUAACCUGCUGAAUUAGUAUCUUCAUAUAAGACUUCUACUUAAUUAAAUUUGGAUCUUGGAAGUCUAUUGACAUUUGUUACAAUUGAUUUCUAUGAUCAUGAAACACAACAUACAAGUGUAUCAGAAGGAACAUCAUGUUUUUAUAAUUUAUAAAUAAGUUUUAAAGUAGAUGCUGAUGCUAACUUUAUUUAAUAUCUUGAAAGCAAUUAUUUAAAAUUAGAACUUUAUGUUAGUUAAGGUAGUGAACCUACAAAGAUUGGAUCAGGAUUAAUUUAAUUGAAAGAUUUAGUUUAUGAGAAUAAAAAUGAUACAAUAAGUAAAGUUAUUAGUGGAUCUCUUACUUUUCAUGGAAUCAAUAAUUAAAUGAUAGGAAUAGUGGAAUAUAAAGCAAGAAUGAGAUUUCCAAUUUCAAAUUUUAUACGUUUAUUAAAAGAAAGAAACUAAUUAUAGAUGUAAGAAUUUGAUGAUGCUGAAGAAAUAGUUGCAGUAAGAAAAAGAAAACUUGUAAUAUGUAUUGAAAAAGGUACAUCUCUUCCUUCUAAAUCUAAUUGUUUUAUUUAUUAUAAUUUUGAUACUAAAGAUUUUCAUACCAAUACUUAAAUGGGAUCUAAUCCAAAAUGGGAUUAUAGAAUGGUUCAUGAUAUUGUAUAUAAUGAAAUGGUAGUCAAUUAAUUUAAUAGAAUGCCUUUAGAAUUAUAUAUCAUUGAUGAUAAUCAACCUUUAGUAGAAGGAUCAAAUGAUAAAGUGGGAUUCUGUUUAAUAGAUUUAUCUCCUUUAGUUAAAAAUCAAAUGAUUGAUUUAGCAGCAGAAGUCAAAAAUGAUGAUGGAGAUAAAGUAGCAUCAGUUUAUGUUAAAAUCUUUUGGUAUGACAUAAAGGAUGAAGAUACAUUAAAUUAAUAGAGAUCUAUGAUUGCAGAAUCUUGGGAAGAAAAUAUAACUCAUAAAAUAAGUUCAGAAAUGAGAUCUAGAGGAUUAUUGGGCAUUACUGCUUUUAGAGUAUUUGAUAAGGAUUAAGAUUAAAUUAUCACUUUUGAAGAUUUUGCUAAUGGUUUAAAGAAUGUAUUAAAUAUUAAAAUGAAUCCUUAAGAAAUGUAAGUUUAUUAUUCAAAAUUACCAUAACCAUUAAAUUAAUAAAAAUUUUAAGAGUUUUUCCGUUUGUAAUCUAAUGAGAGUAUUAUGUAUGAAGCAGGUUUUAAAUCAUAAUAUCAAACAUAAGAAUUAUCAUCAAUAAAUUAAUUAAUGUAAUAAAACACUAUGUAAUUGUAAAGAACUUAAUUAGAAUAGAUUCAUAAUUCUAUUUAUGAUUUAUUGAAAAGAAAACUAUCUUAUGGUAAAUCAGUUUAAGAAUUAUUUAUGGAAAUUGACUCUGUUAAACCUGAUGGACAAUUAACUAUUGAUGAAUUACAAAAAUAUUUCUAAUAAAAUAGUUUACUCAUACCAAUUGCUUAAUUAAGAGAUUUUUUAAAAUUUUAUAUGGAUAUUAAUAAUGAUCAAUUAAUUAAUUUUAGGGAAUUUACAAAUUUCUUUAAAUUGAUUCCCACUUCAUAAUAAUAAUAAGUAUAUUCAUAAGCUUCUUUUCAAUAAAUCAAUAAUUAAAGAGUAUAGUCUAAUUUUCCAAGUAUAUAAGAUACUUAAAUAUCUCAAUCUCCAAUUGAUAUAGCAAUUACAGCAAUUCUUAAUUAUGGUUAAGCAAGAUAAUGGACUUUAAUGUAGGUAAGAGAAUUUAUGGAUGAAAACAGAAAUAGUUUUAUUGAAGCAAAUGAAAUGAAAAAGUUUCUUAUAUAAUUUGGAGUUCAUAAAAAUUUACAAAAUGGUGAUGAUGAUAUAAGAUAAAUUAUAGCAUUUUUUGAUAUCAAUCAUGAUGGAAGAAUUUCCAUUUCUGAAUUUGCAGAUACAUUAAAUAUGUAUAAUAAUAAAUUAUAGAUUAUUAAAGUAUAACCAACUCAAUAAAAUAUUUAAAAUUAUGUUAUUAGUUAUCUUAUUACUUAUAUGAGAAAGAAUAGAAAGACUGUUCCAGAAUUAUUUAAUGAUAUUGAUUAAGAUGGAAAUGGUUAUUUAUCAAAAGUUGAAUUAAAAGGCAUAUUUAAAAAUAAAAUUGUAAUCUAAUUUAAUCUAUAUAUUAGUUGGUACCUGUAGAUGAUUUUGAAUUAAAUGAGUUAUUUAUGGAAUUUGAUAAAAAUAGAGAUGGCAAUAUUAGUAUAUCAGAAUUUUUAUAAAUUGUAAAACCUGCACUUGAUUAAGAUAAAAAUGAGCAUUAAUUUAAUUAAUAAGCAAUUGAUAAAGAAAAGGUUGCUCGAAAAGCAGAAGAAAUAUGUUUUAAAAAUGCUAGAGUUCUUCAAUAAGCAUUUCAAUCUAAAGCUCAAAAGCCUGGUUAUGUAACUGAAACAUAGUUCAAAUAAACUCUUAGAGAAUAGAAAGUUGGAUUCACUCCAAAUGAAAUUGAUGAUUUAACAGUAAAUUUAUUAAAUUUUAACUUUUAGUUAUAUGUGGUUUAACCAGAAAAUGGAAUGAUAAAUUACAAUUAAUUCUUAGAUCUUGGAAAACUAAGAGGUGCAUAACAGUCUGAUAUAUUUGGCUAAACUAGUAGAUCAGGCUUUGGUUCUUUAAGUUAAAUAGAAUAGGAGAGAGCCAUAGGUAAAGCUAAAGAAGUAUUAAAUAAUAUAUUAUAUUAGGUUUUCAAUAGAAUAUCAAGAGCUGUUAAAAAUAAAUAUACUCCUUAACAACUUUUUGCAACUUUUGAUAAGGAUUCAAAUGGAAAAAUUAAUAAAGCAGAAUUAGCAGAAGUAUUCUCAAAGAUGAGAAUUAGAAAUCUUGAUAAAGAUGAUGUUGAACUAAUCUUCAAAGCAUUAGACAGAGAUGAGGAUGGAUCUAUUGAUGUUAAGGAAUUCAUUAAAUACCUAGAAUGAUAAAAUAUUAUUCAUUUAUAAAAAUAAA
Molecule: messenger RNA, 7486 nt
Organism: Paramecium primaurelia
Lineage: Eukaryota; Ciliophora; Oligohymenophorea; Peniculida; Parameciidae
Source: the annotation of a GenBank genome assembly